Messenger RNA from Perkinsus marinus ATCC 50983, 807 nucleotides. Its product is annotated as 20S proteasome subunit beta 7, putative. The record is from RefSeq and is a predicted model, not a curated record. Gene Ontology annotation, cellular component: proteasome core complex. The transcript has 8 exons. Lineage: Eukaryota; Perkinsozoa; Perkinsida; Perkinsidae. Bases 19 to 735 code for a protein of 238 amino acids.
CGGUGAUUUUGAAUUCUCAUGUCGGGACAACAGCGAACUCUUCAGCCUUACGUCACUGGAGCUUCAGUAUUGGCAGUGAAGUAUAAGGAUGGUAUUAUGAUGUGCUAUGACACUUUGGCCAGCUAUGGCAGUUCUGCGAGAUUCACGGGAGUUGACAGGGUUAUCAAGGUCGGCAGUAACACCCUCGUGGCUGCUUCGGGUGAGAUUUCAGAUUUUCAGUAUCUGAGUGAUAAUCUACAGGAUCUUGAAAACCAGGACUGGCUUUGUGAUGAUGGAACUGAGCGUGGCCCCUCGGAAUGGGCACAGUAUAUCAGUCGUAUAUACUACCAGAAACGAGGCAAGAUGGAUCCUCUUUACAACAAUGUGGUCAUUGGUGGUAUCAACAAGAAGGGCAGCAGCGAGGAGCCUUAUUACCUCGCUACUGUUGACCUCUACGGAACUUUCUUUCAAGAGGAUAUUGUGGCAACAGGUUUCGGUCAGCAUUUAGCGAUCCCGAUCAUGCGCCGUAAGCAUCGUAAUGAUAUGUCCGAGGCGGAGGCCAGAGAGAUGUUGGAGGAAUGUAUGAAUGUGUUGUACUACCGUGAUUGCUAUUGCUCCAAUAAGGUCAAGUUCGCGACUAUCACAGCUGAGGGAUAUAAAAUCUCCAACGAGGUUGUUCUUUCUGGCAAGUGGGAUUAUCAGAGAUGGAUUACUCCUACUAUCGAGAUCGCCCAGACUUUGGGGUCCAGCUGGUAGAGUCUCUAGACUAAACACCGUGGAGCUGAUACCAGUUGGAUGUGGAGGUCAUUAGUAUCAACAGUAUUUCCC